AUGUCUUCCGCUCGCCCGGCGCGCGCGCUCCUCCACACCUUACACCCCCAGGCAUCAUUACCCCUUCCCCUCUGCCUCGCCAUCCAGCGCCUCGCCAUCCAUCGCCUCGCCAUCCAGCGCCUCGCCAUCCAGCGCCUCGCCAUCCAGAGCCUCAGCAUCCAGCGCCUCGCCAUCCAGAGCCUCGCCAUCGAAGCCUCGCUAUCCAGCGCCUCGCCAUCCAGCGCCUCGCCAUCCAGAGCCACGCCAUCCAGAGCCUCACCAUCCAGAGCCUCGCCAUCCAGAGCCUCGCCAUCCAGAGCCUCGCCAUCCAGCGCCUCGCCAUCCAGAGCCUCGCCAUCCAGAGCCUCGCCAUCCAGAGCCUCGCCAUCCAGCGCCUCGCCAUCCAGCGCCACGCCAUCCAGCGCCUCGCCAUCCAGCGCCUCGCCAUCCAGCGCCUCGCCAUCCAGUGCCUAG
This is a messenger RNA of Procambarus clarkii (red swamp crayfish), 453 nucleotides long. NCBI's taxonomy places the organism in Eukaryota, Metazoa, Arthropoda, Malacostraca, Decapoda, Cambaridae. The record is from RefSeq and is a predicted model, not a curated record.